CAUGCCUUUUGGACUAAGUAACGCACCAGCAGUAUUUCAGUCCCUUAUCAACGAUGUUCUUAGGGAUUUUUUGAAUGUUUUUGUUUUCGUCUACCUUGAUGACAUCUUAAUCUACUCCAAGGACAUUAAAGAGCACACCCGUCACAUCUGUCUAGUUCUUCAAAGACUUUUGGAGAAUAGACUGUUUGUGAAAGCCGAGAAGUGUGAGUGCCAUAAAACAUCUAUCACAUUUUUGGGAAACAUCCUGGAGGGUGGACAGGUUCGCUUGGACCCUGAGAAGAUCAAGGCAGUACUGGAGUGGCCUGUCCCGGACUCCCGCAAGCAGCUACAACGGUUCCUUGGAUUUGCAAACUUUUAUCGACGGUUCAUUAAGAACUUCAGCUUGAUAGCCACACCACUCACCACCUUGACCUCCACUAACAUCGUGUUCACCUGGACACCAGAGGCUGACAAGGCUUUUCGGACAUUAAAAGAGAGGUUUUCUCAUACUCCCAUACUAGUUCAUCCUGAUUUCUCCAGACAGUUUAUUGUGAAGGUCGACGCCUCUGAUACAGGUGUUGGUGCCGUACUUUUUCAGCAGUCUUCCACAGAUGGAAAGCUCCAUCCAUGUGCCUUCUUUUCUCGUCGGCUAACAAACAUUGAACGGAAUUACGAUGUGGGAGAUAGAGAGCUGCUUGCAGUAAAGUUAGCUCUCGAAGAGUGGAUACAUUGGCUGGAGGGUGCAAAAAACCCCAUUUUAGUAUGGACCGAUCACAGAAAUCUGGCCUACUUGCAAUCAGCCAAAAGACUAAACCCACGCCAAUCACGUUGGUUACUGUUUUUCUCUCGUUUUGAUCUCUCUAUUUCUUACAGACCUGCCUCCAAGAACCUCAAACCGGAUACUCACCAGUCUCCACCAAGAAAGAGGCAUAACCCAUUGUGCUGUCCCGUUGGACUUUUGGAGCUUUAGUUCGGGAGGUGGAGGACCUUAAAGACAAUGCCCAACGAAACGAGCCGGACCCAGGUACAGGUCCUCCCAACAGGAAGUAUGUCCCUACAUCUGUUAGGUUUAGGCUAAUCCGUUGGUUUCAUACUGCUACAUUCUCAGGUCACCCAGGGGUUAGCAGAACCAUCUCACUCAUUUCCAGGCAAUUUUGGUGGCCAUCCCUUCACAAGGAUGUUAAAGAGUAUGUGCAGGCUUGUUCGGUCUGUGCCAGACACAAAUCGGGCAAUCAGCCUCCCUAUGGGUUAUCUCAGCCUCUCAGUACACCCAAACGCCCUUGGUCUCACAUAGCUCUUGAUUUUGUAACUGGUUUACCCAUAUCUAAAGGAAAUACGGUCAUCCUUACGAUUGUAGACCGUUUUUUUAAGUCCAGCUACCUUGUACCACUAAAAAAACUUCCAUCUGCUUUCCAAACUGCCCAGCUGUUGGUUCAGCAUGUUUUUCGCCUUCAUGGCAUACCUCAGAACAUUUUGUCUGAUCGUGGCCCCUAAUUUAUCUCUCGUGUUUGGAAACAGUUUUGUUUGGCUCUUGGAGCCAAGGCCUCCCUGACGUCUGGUUACCACCCCCCAUCAAAUGGACAGACAGAACGCAUGAACCAACAGAUGGAGUCCAUUCUCAGAUGCAUGACCGCAACUGAACCUCUUGAUUGGUGUAAUUAUCUUCCCUGGGUCGAAUAUGCAGUCAACUCUCAAAUCUCAUCUGCAACUGGCCUCUCACCCUUUGAGGUUUCUAUUGGUUAUCAACCUCCUCUAUUCCCCGCUGAUGAAAAGGACAUAGCCAUAGCAUCCGUUCGGCACCACAUACGCCGUUGUAAACGGAUCUGGGGAAAUGCUACCAGAGCUCUCCUUCGUACAGCGGACCAAAACAAGAAGUACGCUGACCGCAGGCGGCGGCCUGCUCCGGCGUACCGUCCUGGCCAAAAGGUUUUGUUGUCCUCCCGGGACAUCCCAUUGAAGUCUAUGUCUCCUCGCUUCAUUCGUCCCUACACUAUCGACUCAGUCAUCCGUCCCUCUGCUCUUCGUCUGCGCCUGCCUUCCAGCCUACGUAUCCAUCCUGUGUUUCAUGUCUCUCAAGUCAAACCUUUCAUUUCCAGCACUUCAUUUUCAACAACCCCUUGGUCUCUCCACCCCCCUCUGGCGGAUCUCUCCAUCAAUCCAUUGGUAUCACGGUUCCAGUUCCCUGCACAUUUCAUUACACUUGGGGGUUGUGAAGAAGGAUGGGAAAGAGGCAGCAGAAGACUCAAGUGUGGUGCUAAAGGAAUCCCCCCCUCCUUCAGAAAAUACUCAUCAAGAAGUGAUUGUUGAGGCUCUCAAGUCCAUCUGUAACAUCCUGCUCCACAAUGAGACAGGACAGGCUGUAGCAGCUGAUCUGCACCUUAUUAAUGGUGUUACAGAGAGACUGAAGCAAUGUAAUCAUACCACCUGGAACCAUGAGGUCUGUUUCUUUGAUCUGCGACUUACCUUCCUGCUCACUGCCCUGAGGGUGGAUGUAAGGGCACAGCUGGCCCAGGAGCUUCAUGGAAUCAAACUCCUAGGCAACCAAUUGGAAGCCACCCUGGAUCUGUGUUGGCCAUAUCCCCUGGUGACAGCGAGAGCGGGGUUAGAAGGUGUUCCACCUCAAGAACUGCCCCCACUGAGCAGGCAGCAGACAGAAUGUUCUAUGGAAAUACUGAAAAUACUUUUCAACAUCACAUUUGACACAAACCGACGCAAGGUUGAUGAGGAAGAAGCAGCGGAGUACAGACACUUGGGCGCUCUCCUGAGACACUGUAUGAUGAGCCAAGCAGAUGGUGAGGAGAGAACCGAUGAAUUCCACAGCCAUACUGUGAAUUUACUGGGGAAUCUGCCGCUGCCUUGUUUGGAUGCACUGUUGCUGCCCAAGGUGGAACACGGCUCCAUCGAGUACAUGGGAGUCAACAUGGAUGCUGUCAACAUGCUUCUGGAAUUCAUGGAGAAAAGACUGGACCGUGGCCAUAAGCUGAAAGAGACUCUUCUCCCAGCUCUAAACUUACUGACAGAGAGUUCCCGCAUCCAUCGCGAGACCAGAAAAUUCCUCAGGUCAAAAGUGCUGCCCCCUCUUCGCGAUGUGAAAAACAGGCCAGAAGUGGGCAAUGCUCUGAGGAAUAAAUUAGUUCGUCUCAUGACACACAUUGACACCGAUGUCAAGGACUGUGCUGCUGAAUUCCUCUUUGUGCUUUGCAAAGAAAGUGUUUCAAGGUUCAUCAAGUAUACAGGCUAUGGUAACGCUGCAGGUCUGCUGGCUGCCAGAGGACUGCUCAGGGGGGGCAGAGACUCUGGGAUCUACUCUGAAGAUGAAGACUCUGAGACUGAAGAAUACAGAGAGGCAAAGCCCCAUAUAAACCUGAUCACAGGUGUUGUAGAAGAUGAGCAGCCCAACCCCAUGGAGGGAAUGACCGAGGAGCAGAAGGAGUACGAGGCCAUGAAGCUGGUCAACAUGUUUGACAGACUGUCAAGGACCAAUUUGAUCCAGCCCAUGCAACUUGAUUCGGAUGGGAAAAUGAGAGAGAUGACCACCGACGAUCUGAAUAAAAUGGUUACCAAUCCGUUGUUUCAAUCAGAAGAGCCUGCUGAUCCAAACAGUGAGGACGAAACCUAAUUAACCCCCAAGCAUGACAGCAGAAGCUGAUUCAACUUUUGUGACAACACUGCAUAGUAUAAUGAUAUCAUGUAAGUUGUACCAUUCUGGCCCACUGUGUUUCUUCUGAUUGGACGAGAGGUAAAAACAUUUUGGGAUUAGUUUAGCAAAUGUGAGAAUGCAGCAUUGAAGGCAUAGGAGGAGACUGAAAGAAGCAUUUAUUCAGUUUCACAUCACCUUAACCAAUGAUAACUGAUCAAUUUACCCAAAGCAGUGGUGUUCUGAAGGUACUUUUACUGUCUUACAAAUUUGACGUAGUUUCAUCAUCAGUUGAGUUCAAGCUUAAAACCUUUACUGACUGUUUUUUGCAGAAUAAGCAUGACUGUAAAUCAGAAGAAUCCACAGACCUGGAUUGAUCUGAUUUGAGAAUCAACUUUUAUUUUUGAAAUGGAAUUUAAUAAAAAUGGAUAUUAUUUUUCAUUACACCCCACAAAUGUUUUAUUUUAGCAAGUGAAAGACACUUUACUGAUGGAUCUGUUUCAGUGUUAGAUGUAACAUGACAUAAAAUACUAUAAGAAAAAAAAAAAGAAAUUCCUUGUUUGCACCUUUGUAUUGUAACUGAAUGGCUGUUUCAAACAGUAAAGUACACUUGCAUCUAAAUAAAUUCACUAUUUGUGGUCUCUGUUUAUUUGAAGAUUGAGGGUCCUGCAGAAUAUAGGAGAUGAUGCUGAUAAGGAAGAAACUGUUUUUCCUUGAGACACUCAUUAGUUGUCUGAGAGAGAAGAAGUUAUACAAAGAGGACAUGUUGAUGGAUGUGUGAAGGAUCCUCUAGCCUCAGCGUGGCAGAAAGGUUAUGGAUGGAAAUGUAUAAAUAAAAUUAGCACAAAACGUAA
Molecule: messenger RNA, 4470 nt
Organism: Girardinichthys multiradiatus
Lineage: Eukaryota; Metazoa; Chordata; Actinopteri; Cyprinodontiformes; Goodeidae
Gene: ric8a
Product: RIC8 guanine nucleotide exchange factor A
Exons: 13
Coding region: 2045-3598 (517 amino acids)
Biological process (GO): G protein-coupled receptor signaling pathway
Cellular component (GO): cytoplasm; plasma membrane
Molecular function (GO): G-protein alpha-subunit binding; guanyl-nucleotide exchange factor activity
Source: RefSeq, a predicted model, not a curated record